Fragaria vesca subsp. vesca is the source of this 1017-nucleotide messenger RNA. Its product is annotated as nudix hydrolase 15, mitochondrial-like. The record is from RefSeq and is a predicted model, not a curated record. The coding region runs from base 1 to 1017 and encodes 338 amino acids. Lineage: Eukaryota; Viridiplantae; Streptophyta; Magnoliopsida; Rosales; Rosaceae. Gene Ontology annotation, biological process: coenzyme A catabolic process. The transcript is spliced from 6 exons. Gene Ontology annotation, molecular function: acetyl-CoA hydrolase activity; coenzyme A diphosphatase activity.
AUGAAUUCUCCGAGAACGGAUCGAUCCUCACUGAAUAGGAUGAUUCUUUGCGUGGAGAAAGACUAUGAGAACGAUGAACAAGGUGGCGAACAGCAGGACCAGAACCAGCAACAUAAUCUCACCGUUGACAGCGAAUUUCGGGUCAUCGAUGAUGAAAACUUCACCGUCUUCAGACUUGUUGGGGACCAAGGAAGAUAUUCCCCAACAUUCUAUUACCUUUAUGGUCCUGUAAAGAUUUGUACUUUGGUAAAUGGGAGAGUUCCUCCUCCUCCUCUGUGCCAAACAGAGGAUUUGGGAAGCGAAAAUCUCCAAAGGCUUGCCAAGCAGCUUCAGUUUUACAAACCAACCAAAACAGCGGACAAAGUGGAGGAAAAUGUCGAGCUUGACAUAAAUGAAGAGCCUUGUUAUGUAAAAAUGAGGGAAAGAAGGGCAGCUGUUCUGAUAUGCCUCUUUGAAGGUCCUGAGGGUGAGCUAAGAGUUAUUCUUACUAGAAGAUCAGUGAACUUGGCUUCACAUCCAGGUGAUGUAGCAUUGCCAGGUGGGAAAAUGGAGGAGGGAGAUAAAGAUGAAUCUGCAACUGCACUGAGGGAAGCCAUGGAAGAGAUUGGCCUAGAUUCUAGUCUAGUUCAAGUUGUAGCUAAACUAGAAAUCUUUUUAUCGCAGCACUUACUCACAGUUGUCCCUGUGAUCGGACUAGUACCCCGGAUAGAAGAUUUCGAGCCUCUACUCAACACUGACGAAGUCGAUGCUAUAUUUGAUGUCCCACUGGAGAUGUUUCUCAAGAAAGAAAAUCACAGAUUUGAGGAGAGAGAAUGGAGUGGAUGGAAAUAUGUUGUUCAUCAUUUCGAGUUCGAGUCCAAGCAAGGAGAGUUUCUAAUAUGGGGACUAACUGCAAGCAUUCUGAUUAGAGCUGCCUCUGUUAUCUACCAGCAGCAAUGUCCAUUCUUCCAAACACAUCUCCCUGACUUCCAAACUUUGCAAAAAACCUUGCAUACUGUUGACUCUAAUGUAGCAUGA